This is a messenger RNA of Harmonia axyridis, 2926 nucleotides long. It is a transcript of the gene RASSF8, whose product is annotated as ras association domain-containing protein 8. The record is from RefSeq and is a predicted model, not a curated record. The transcript has 9 exons. The coding region runs from base 226 to 1659 and encodes 477 amino acids. Lineage: Eukaryota; Metazoa; Arthropoda; Insecta; Coleoptera; Coccinellidae. Gene Ontology annotation, biological process: signal transduction.
UCUGUUAUUUGUGGUUGACAUAUCAAAAUAUGUAGCUUGAAAAAUACGUCCAAAAGCUAAUAAUUACCAUAACAUUAAUCUACUCAGUACCAAAGAUCGACAGGAAAUGAAUGAAAUUAACGCAUAAUUUACACAUCAAUAUAUGCGAGUCAUGAAGUAGAAUCAUUUUUUUUAAACAGCUUCCUAUCAUGUUCAAUAAUAAGAGGUUUAUAAUGAAUUUCUAGGAUGGAAUUAAAAGUUUGGGUAGAAGGAAUACAAAGAAUUGUAUGUGGUGUUACUGAAGCAACUACUUGUCAAGAUGUUGUGUUUGCUCUAGCCCAUGCUACUGGGAAAUCUGGUAGAUUCAGCCUUAUUGAAAGAUGGAGAAAUAAUGAAAGACUCCUUGCACCAUCUGAGUACCCUCUCAAGAUCUUAAACAAAUGGGGGGAGUACUCAAAUGAUGUGCAAUUAAUAUUGCAGUGGAACGAAAAAUCUAUCAAAACUAAAAGCUCCCAACUAAAUACAAGCAGUCCGCAAGUAUUGAAUACAAGUAGUAGUUCUGAGGAUAGUAAAGACCUUUCAAAGCAAUAUUCUUUCAACUUAAGUCAUCAUUCUAGUUCAGAUAAUAUAGGUAUUGUUAAAGGAAUCCAACAAGUUAAAAUACCCAAUGUAGAUGUUAAGAGUUCUUAUUCCCCAUCACCUCAAAGUUCUCCUAGGAAAAGCAAUUAUUCUGAGUCAGAAAAAUCUGGUUCACCUAGUCAUCGAAUUGCACCUCCUUAUAAAGAUCCUCCAGCACCGCCUCCGUAUAGGGAUCCUCCACCACCUUCUUCUACUGUGAAUCUAGAUAAACAAAGAACAAAUUUAUUGCAGAAUUCUAAUAAAUCAUUGAAUAAAUAUAAGGAUGAUAGUUACAAAUUGCAAGAAUCUGUGUUAUAUAAUGCUCAGUAUAGAGAAUUGAUCACAUUAAUCAAUUACCAGAGGGAGAGACUGACUAACCAGCAGGCUGAUUUAACUAAGUACGAUGCUGAAAUAGUAUUUUGGGAAUCAAAAGAAAGGGAAAAGCAGCUGCAAUUAGAGUAUAUUGCCCAAGAACUUGUCGCCAUAACAAAUACUAGUAAAAUUAACCAAGAGCAAAUACAAGCUCUUAGUUCUUUAGAAGAAGAAAACGAAAUAGUUAAGCAACAAGAAAAAACAUUGAAGUCUGAAAUAACACUACUAAGGUCUAAACUAGCCAAUUGUGAAACAGAACUUCUACAGUGUAAAAAUAAAAUGAGAUUGUUAAUGGAGGAAUAUCAAGUAGAACAGAGAUUGCAGAUGAGAAAGUCUGAAUCAAGAAAACAAUUUGAAAAAACUCUAUUAGCUGAAAUGGAAAGACUCCAAAAAGAUAUUGAUAUGGCAAAGCAAAGUACAGAAUUGCAUCACUUAACUGCAGAAACUUUGAAAAAAGAGGUGGCCGCUCUUGAAGCUGCCAUUGUCGAGAAAAAGCAACAAGUUGAACAUUUAGUUGACGAAAUGAAAGAAGCUAACUUGGAAAGUCUUAUUGCUGUUCCUUCUGAAGACACGCGACAAAUGGCAGAAGGACCAUCGAAAGCUGGUAGUACAAGAAAGAUGAUAGGAUCUCCAAGGCAAUUGGAGAAUGCUGUACCCACAAAUAAAAAUCCCCAUGGUGUCUGGGUUUAAUAUUUUCAUAUAAUAUCACUCAUUCAUCAAGUAAUUAUUUGGACACUUCACCAAAUUAUUACAAUUUGCAUUUUGAUCUCGUAAGUACUUUUUCAUAUUUUAAGAAAGUCUUCCUCAAAGAAGAUGAUAUUUUAUUCACAUAAGCAAAUAAGAAUCAAUAAAUUUGUUUUGAAAAACUAUUCACCUUCAAAUCUGUUUUUAUCAUUGUGUGAACUAGAAAUUAUUAAUUACCUAUCAAACAUCUGAGAAAAUAUAACUGCUCGUUAUUCAGCUUGUUAUAUUCAUAAAAAACAGAUUUCACAAAAAUGUGAUCAAAAUAUUUCCGAUCGUAGAUAACAUAACUUUUAAAUUGCAAUCAGAAGAUGAAAGUUGAUCAGCCAAUCAAAGUUUGGUGAAAACCCUAAAAGUAAUAUUCGAAAUUUAUUAUUGUUUGAACAGAUUAUAUUUUUAUUUAGCAAGGAUUAUAAAAUGUUAUAAUAGAAAAAAAAAUCUAUUUAUUCUGAUUAAAACAUAUCACAUUUUUGAGUGAUUCAGUAAUUAAUUAGGUUAUGUAUAUGAACAAGACAUAGUCACAAAUAAUUAACCUGUUGAUGGAUAUUUUAAAUGUAUUAUAAUUGCAAAUAUAUCCUUAGAAUAUCUAGAUUUAUAAUAUAUAUAGAUGAUAUAUGACUUAAUAGUUUUAUGUAUAUUUCAAUUUGUAGAAAUUCAUUGAAAAAAAAUAGUCAUUACUGUAUAUCAUAGUAAUGUGCAAUGCAUUAUGACAAUUUCUAAGUGGAAAAAAUACAGCUGAAUUGUGUGUGGUAUGUUUUAAUAAGUAUAUAUGUCGAUUUGUGUUUUAUUUGUAUAAAACACAAAUCAACCUAUAUACUUAUUGAAACAUACCACACUCUGGCCGGAAAAGUAUGUAACUUGCAAUUAUCUCCAAAGGAUAAGAUAUUUUAUCAUUAUUUUUGUAUUAAAAUAUAGUUUAUAAUUUCAGGUAUUUUAUCAGCAUUUUUUUAUGAGCCAUAUAACAAAUAUUUAUUUUAUGUAUUUCUGAUUGGAUUUUGAACAAUAAUAAGUCUGAAGAUUAAUUAAAAAUAAAUAACUAAGCCAUGUUAUUUGUAAGUAAAUUAUUGAUGUUAUUUAUUGUUAGGUGAUUGGAUUUUGAAUUUUAAAGAGUGUUGACUUUUGCUUUAAAGUUCUUACAAGGAUUCCCCUUUUUUUACACUGCCGUUGUUCACUGUAUAAGUUCUGCAAAAAUACAUCGAGGGUUUCCAUUGAAAAA